Fonsecaea monophora is the source of this 1374-nucleotide messenger RNA. RefSeq lists its product as hypothetical. Bases 1 to 1374 code for a protein of 457 amino acids. The record is from RefSeq and is a predicted model, not a curated record. Lineage: Eukaryota; Fungi; Ascomycota; Eurotiomycetes; Chaetothyriales; Herpotrichiellaceae. The transcript is spliced from 4 exons.
AUGGCUCGCGUUGGAGAAUCGCGGAAAAAGCCUCCAAGAUCCAUUACUUUCGCCGUGAGGCUUCCUCCAGCUGAGGUCGGCAAUGGUGCCAGUGAGGACGACGCGGAGAUAUGUUCUCACGGGGCACAUCAAGACCAGCACUGCUACGAGAAUGUAGCUUAUUCUCUUCAUCCCUAUGCUUUAUUCCCCGUGGAAACAGACGGUAGAGCCCGCCAAUUGAUCCACUUCAUGCAUAGCGAGGGUGAUUACCUCUAUCGACCAUUCCGAAAUGAGUGGUUCGCAAUGGCUGUUAUCGACCGUACCGCAUUCUACCUCUCCUUGGCGAACGCAGCGCUGUUCUUCCAUCAAAUGACUGAACGCAAAGGUUGUGAGUACGGUGACUUUGAAGAGUCCUCAAAGUAUCUCAGCCUGUGUCUCAAUGGGGUGGCUCAAAGACUUGAAAGGGAAUCUCAUCAGAUCAGUGACGGAGUCAUAACUACAGUCUUGGGAUUUCUCUGUCACGAUUCUAAUGUCGGCAGAUGGGACCGAUACGGUGUCCAUAUGCAGGGUCUCAAUAAUAUUAUCCAAGUUCGUGGCGGCUUUCAGACUCUGAACAGUACCAUUGUCAUGUUCACCUGUUGGUUUGAUAUUCUUGGUGCCUCUGUUUUUGACCGCAAGCCGCUCUUCCCGGUUGCCUUUGGGCUGUCCUCUGCGAGCGCCCAAGACAACGUAUUGUCUCCAUCGGUGACGGAUCUCCUCAUGCGGAUUCGUAACUCCUCCGAGGGACUUUUCGACAUGACGACCGCACUUGAGAACACUGCACAUCUGAUAAUGUUUGUGAAUAAUAAUGGAGGAAAUCCUCUGUUUUGGAAGGACGGCGCCACAGCAGCAAGCCGAAUCACACCUGUUCUCCAUUUCCUUCUAUCAUUACGACGGUUCACUGAUCCGACUUCACCUGGCCAUACCCUGCGGAAGUCAGUGCUUCAGGAGAUGGUCAGACUCGCCUUGCUCAUCGUGGUGGCCAGCGUGAAACAGGCCUUUGCACUCAUAGCUGAUGAGCUCGCCGGACUACUACAGCGAUUCUCAACUUUCGUUCCCAUGGCAUCUCGUAUCGAUACUUACUUUCCGGAACUCAGCCUUUGGGCUAUCAUCAUGGUCGCUACAUUGCAGCCAGACCAACCCGAUCUACUGCAUGCGAGGGCUACACUCAAUGUGAUGAGAGCCAUGGGAGUCAAAAGUGGCAAGGCCGCCGUUGAAAGUGCGCGAAGUUUCAUCUGGAUUGAUAAAUUGAUGGAGAUGAGUGUCGCAAAAGUCAUUUUCGAGAUUGAUAAUGCUUUGUGUUGCUCCGAAGCAGACCAGGAAGACUACCCAAGAUCUCAGCACACUUGCUGGUGA